Molecule: messenger RNA, 1095 nt
Organism: Symbiodinium pilosum
Lineage: Eukaryota; Dinophyceae; Suessiales; Symbiodiniaceae
Source: the annotation of a GenBank genome assembly
AUGAGCGCCCUCCUGGAUGUAUCCGAGGGGGGCUUCGAUACCAGUGUUGUGCCUGAACCGGUGUCUCCUGCACGGUCCCACUGGUCACUUAGGUCACACCGCACAGCCACCUUACUCCCACCAUCUCCCUCCGCGGUGUCCCCAGCUUCGGGGAAGUCACGUGGCUGGAGAACACCCGAAAGCUCCGCGCCAUCUAGCCCAAUGAGGAGCAGGGGGCCCAGCCCCAUCAGCCCUCCGGGGCAGGCCAGUAUCCUUUGCCUCCUGCGCAGCCACUUCCUCGACAACGUCGACGCAGAUGGCUCAGGGCAUUUCACCAAGGAGGAGCUCUUUGAUCAUAUCAAGGAGCUGUUGGAGCGCACAAGUACGCUGGGCAGUGAAGACCUGGAGCUUCUGGGGGAGCAAAGGAAGUGCCGCUUUUCAGAGAUGGACCUGGGGACUGGUGCAGGACAACAGGGCCUGGGCAUGGACGAAUGGGUGCACUUCAUGCUUCUGCGGGAUCGCCUGGCACCAAGUAAGUUGCAGAAGCUCCAGCAGUUGCAGGUCCACAGAGACGGGCUCCUUCGCCUGGAGAAGUGGCCAGCAGCCUUCGAGGCGGUUGGCAUGAGCCAGCCACCUGAUGAAAUCCUCGAGGAUAGAGAAGAGGAUGGCUCCCCCUGGGCGCUGGGCUACUACGAGUUCCUGGCGCAUGCCUUGGGGCUCAAGGCCUCUGUCGUGGAGCUGGUGCUCUACGAUCUGUCUCAAGGUGUUGCGCAGUGGAUUCCCGGAUCUCUGCUUGGGGGCCACAAGCUGGAUGGGGUUUGGCACUCCGGACUUCGUGUCUUCGGGAAGGAAUUCUGGUUCGGCGGCGUGAUCCUCGAAUCGAAGUAUGAGGACGUGCCCUUCGGCGUUCCCAAACAAGUCAUCCGGCUCGGAACGACGCUCCGGACCUACGAGGACAUGGUGGAGUUUCUCAAAGAAGAUAUCUAUGUGGACUAUAACCCUAGAAGCUACGACGUCCUCCGCCGCAAUUGUAACCACUUUGCGAACGAGUUAGCCCAGUUCCUGCUCCACGGGAAGCAACUGCCAGAUGAGGUUGGGCUGUUCUCGAAACAAUAG